This is a messenger RNA of Poecilia latipinna (sailfin molly), 1332 nucleotides long. RefSeq names its product protein LBH-like. The record is from RefSeq and is a predicted model, not a curated record. Bases 292 to 615 code for a protein of 107 amino acids. The transcript has 5 exons. NCBI's taxonomy places the organism in Eukaryota, Metazoa, Chordata, Actinopteri, Cyprinodontiformes, Poeciliidae.
GCAGACUCGAAACACUUUCGUACGAGCGGUAACUUCACAGAAAACCUUGUUCGCUCCUCCGCCUGUCGCCCACCUCAUCAUCAUCAUCAUCAUCAUCAGCCGCAGCAGCAGCAGCAGCUGAAGCAUCAUCGGCAGCAGGAUCAGUGUGAUGAGGCAGCGGAGGAGGGAGACCUUUCUGCUCUGAGACUCUGGAUCAGCCCGCAGACAGUCUGCUCACGGCAGAUCAAAAGGAGACCAGGGCCGAUUUGUAGACCUCUGCAGAGGAAGAUCGGUGGAUACGAUUGGUUUCUCAUGAUGGCUGAUGUUAUGAACUCCUUGGAGCCUGGAACGGAGGACUUCAGCGGAGGAGGAGCAGCAGGAGAUCAGGACUCGAUCUUCCCAGAAACACAUGAGAGGUUUCCGAAGCUGUCCAAGAGGCUUCCCUCCAUUGUGGUGGAGCCGAUGGAUGCGGCUGAGGUGGAGAGCGGCGAGCUCCGCUGGCCGCCAGACGACCCCGGAUCCCCAGACGCCCAAAGUGAGAGACGGAGAGUGGGCGAUCAAACCGCAGGUGAGGAGAAGUCAGAUGCCGGAGAGAAGGAAGAGGCUUCAGGGCUAGAGAUGCAGGAGUCAAACUGAACAAACCCGUAUGAAAUACACUGUUACUGUAUGUCUGUCCAGAGCUGAAUAGCAGAGCGCCUCUUGAGGACAGAACCUAACAGGAAGCUGAAAUGAGGCGGGACGGCUGACAAGCAGAUUUUGAAACGACAGCCUGUUGGGCCUGGAGCCAGAGUGGAGUCACUUUUUAUUCUUAUUUAUAUUUUACAGGUUAAAAGAUUUUACUUCUGGGGACCAAUAUUAUGUUCAUCUAGUUUCCAUCACUCUGCUUAAAAGUAGGUAAACUGUAAAGUUGUUCACUUCAGAAUGAUAAUAUAUUUAAAAAAGUGCAAUAACUCCAGGCAGCAAUAAAUACAAAGACUUUUCUUCUAAUUAGACUCUUCCUAUUCGUCCAUGUUUGUAGUUUAAAUCUGAAUCCUCUUUUCUCUGGCUCCAAGCCCUCUUCGUCCAGAUGCCCAUCAUCAUCAUCAGCACAUCUGGCGAGGGCGGAUGUCUCUAAAUGCUUUAUGAAGUAUUUAGCUCUUGUGUGCCAUAUUAUUACUUAUGGUAGCUGCUGUAUUUUGUGCAGUUUUACACUCCUUAGAUAAAAAUGACAGUUGUUGUCGCGUACUGACUGCUGUGGUAAAAACGUGGUGAUUUUGGUCUCACUAUUCAAUUUGAAUGAUAGCUUUGAAGAUAAAUAUGUAUCUUUUAUUUGAUGUUAUGCCAUUCUGUAAUAAAUUAUAUAUGUAAAUUCUG